This is a messenger RNA of Manduca sexta (tobacco hornworm), 1959 nucleotides long. Its product is annotated as myrosinase 1. Gene Ontology annotation, biological process: carbohydrate metabolic process. Gene Ontology annotation, molecular function: beta-glucosidase activity. Lineage: Eukaryota; Metazoa; Arthropoda; Insecta; Lepidoptera; Sphingidae. The record is from RefSeq and is a predicted model, not a curated record.
AUGGCUACGGCAGGUGGCAUCUUUUCCAGUUUGCUGGUGGCAGCAGUAGCAUGCGGCGAGCUAGAUUUUCCCCCGGGAUUCCAAUUUGGAGCUGCUUCAUCAGCAUACCAGGUGGAAGGGGGCUGGAAUGCUAGUGAUAAAACCGAGAGCAUUUGGGACAGGUUUGUACACGAAAAGCCCCAUUUCAUAGCUGACCAGGCGACUGGAGACGUGGCUUGUGACUCCUACCGCCUCUGGAGGCGCGACAUCGAGAUGGCUUCUGAGCUUGGCCUGCACUUCUACCGCUUCUCCAUUGCCUGGAGUCGACUGAUGCCCAACGGUUUUGCCAACAAAAUCAGCGAGGACGGACUCAACUACUACAACAACCUGAUCGACGGACUCCUUGAGAAGGGCAUUCAGCCGAUGGUGACGCUGUACCACUGGGAUCUGCCGCAAAGACUGCAGGAUUUAGGCGGGUGGACUAAUCCCCUCAUUGUGGACUGGUUCGGAGACUACACACGCGUGGUCUUCUCCCAUUUCGCAGACAGGGUCAAGAUCUGGAUCACCAUCAAUGAACCCAUAGUGGUUUGUGACGCCGCUUAUAUUGCUAACACCAACGCACCAGGAAUAUAUGACCCUGAAGUCGGCAUUUACUUGUGCAAUAAUGUGCUAAUGGCACACGCGAAAGCUUAUAGGAUUUAUGACAAGGAGUUCAGAGCGAUGUACCAAGGUGAAUUGUCACUGGCUAAUCACCUGACAUGGUACGAACCACUCACCCCUGAAGAUGAGGAGGCGACGGAGAAAGUGAGGCAGUACAUGGUCGGUCGCUACUCCCACGCCGUGUACUCGAAAGAGGGCGGCUGGCCGCCAGCGGUGGAACAAGUUGUGGCUGAACUCAGUAAAGCUAAGGGUUACUCCGAGUCCACCCUGCCAGCGUUUACUGACGAGGAAAUUGAGUUCAUUAGAGGUACAUUUGACUACUACGCAGUGAACCACUACACGAGUCAACUGACGCGUACGGUGGACGACGGGUCGCCGGGGCUCAACGUGGAAUACGAAAUACAUCCUGAUUGGAAGCCCACACAGUCCUCGUGGUUUUAUGUUUAUCCCGAAGGUAUCCGUAAGCAAAUACUGUGGCUGAGGGAACGGUAUGGUGAUAUGAAGUUCAUAAUCACAGAGAACGGGUACUCCAGCUCAAUCGGGUUGCAAGACACGGAGAGAAUAGAGUAUUACAAAGAAUAUUUGAAACAGCUCCUUCUGGGCAUCAAGGAAGACGGUCUCAACAUCACUGGAUACACAGCGUGGACCCUCAUGGACAACUUCGAGUGGACGGACGGGUACAACUCGAGGUUCGGCCUCUAUGAAGUGGACUUCACGUCUCCAGAACGAACUAGGACUCCUAAAGCAUCCGCAGAGUUCUAUAAGAAAAUAAUACAACGACACUCUUUGAACGUAGAUUAACUAAUCAGCAGACCCUUACCCAUGCGUUUAAUAGCCGAUUUAUUUAUAGCCAAAACAGGAAAAUAAAAAUCCAUGGUUGCUUUACCGUUUUAAAGUUUUCAAUAGAAGAAUUUAGUUCUAUAUUUUGAUACAACAUGGCGCUGUUUUAAAUUUUUCUGGUCAUGCCUAUAAUUGCUUUAAUUUCAUCGAUAUAAUCAUGUUACAUCGAAUGAUAGCCCGUAGCUACAAUAGACAAAUAUUUAAGUAUCAAUACGAAAAAAAUUAUUAUUUGUUAUUUUUUGUAUAAAUAUUAUACAUGGCAAAAUAAAAUAUUAUACAUGGCAAACGCAUUAUCAAUUAUGAGUCCUAUUUUUGCUUUAUAUUUCAUGUAUAUGUGUAUAAUGUUUUCUUAUGUUACGACAUUAAAAUAAAACUAUUGUACUGAUAUUAUCACGAUCUUUAAUAAUGUUUCGAAGACUACAGCUUUCGAAACGUCAGGAGAAAAUUACAAUAUAAAACCCGCAAUAAAAUCCGCAAAAA